Messenger RNA from Prunus persica (peach), 2163 nucleotides. RefSeq lists its product as uncharacterized. Bases 1 to 2163 code for a protein of 720 amino acids. Gene Ontology annotation, molecular function: protein dimerization activity. The record is from RefSeq and is a predicted model, not a curated record. Lineage: Eukaryota; Viridiplantae; Streptophyta; Magnoliopsida; Rosales; Rosaceae. The transcript is spliced from 2 exons.
AUGGAACGAUUCUUUAAAAGAAAAUUAUCUACGGAUAGUUCUUCUCUGUCUAAUCCGGGUAGUUCAAAUGCAAGACCAAUUGAUGUAGAUGAGAUCUUAGCUAAUCUUCAAGCAGACCCUGGACUAAGAACUCGAAUGGCGGAUUAUAGUCCUAAUAUUAGGGAUGAGAUCCGAAGAGCAUAUCUACAAAAGGGACCUUGUCAACCUAGAAGUUAUAAAUUCCCACAAACUAAUCAAUCAGGAAUUAAUAGACGCUUCAUUGCUCAUUGGUUUGAUGAUCAUGAUUGGUUGGAAUAUAGUAUUGCUAAAGAUGCUGCAUUUUGUCUUCAUUGUUAUCUCUUCAAAUCUAAUUUUGAUCAAGUGGGUGGUGAUGCAUUCACUGGGGUAGGCUUCAAUAAUUGGAAGAAGGCGAAAGAAAGAUUUAACCUUCAUAUUGGACCGGUUGGUAGUGUUCACAACCAAGCUAGAGAAGUUGCUUACAAUUUGAUGCAUCAAACUACACACAUUGAAACAAUUGUGAUCAAGCAAACAAGCCAAGCUCGCACGGCUUAUCGCACUUGCUUGAAUGCAUCACUUAAGUGCACUAGGUAUUUGUUGCGGCAAGGGCUUUCUUUUCGUGGUCAUGAUGAAAGUGCACAAUCAAGUAAUAAAGGGAAUUAUUUAGAGCUCUUACAAUUUCUUGCGGAUCAUGAUGAAAAAGUUAAGGCCGUUGUGUUGGAAAAUACUCCGGGAAAUUUAAAGUUAAUAGCUCCUUCAAUACAAAAAGAUCUUGUCAAUUCUUGUGCCAAAAAAACCAUUGAUCUUAUCUUGAGUGAUGUAAAAGAUAGAUAUUUUUCAAUAAUGGUGGAUAAAGCACGUGAUGUUUCAAUAAAGGAGCAAAUGGCGAUGGUGUUGCGUUAUGUGAAUGACAAAGGACAAAUAAUUGAAAGGUUUGUGGGGGUUCAACAUAUAACAGACACUACUUCAAGUGCACUAAAGGAAGCAAUUGAUGAAUUCUUUUCUUCCGCGAAUUUGAGCUUUUCCAAGCUACGAGGACAAGGUUAUGAUGGAGCUAGCAAUAUGAGAGGUGAGUUCAAUGGCCUUAAGACAAAGAUUUUGAGAGAACAACCUUGUGCAUUUUAUGUUCAUUGCUUUGCUCAUCAACUUCAACUAGCUCUUGUUGCGGUAGCAAAGAAAAACAUUGAUGUCAACUCUUUUUUCACAACGGCUAAUAGUUUGAUUAAUGUGGUUGGAGCAUCUUGUAAGCGUCGCGAUGCACUUAGAGCACAAUACCAAGAAGAGCUUGUGAGAGCUUUUGAAGAUGAUUGUCUUAUAACGGGGCGGGGCUUAAAUCAAGAAAGGACUCUCAAACGUGCCGGCGAUACACGAUGGAACUCACAUUAUGCAUUGCAAAAGAAAGAUCAAGACAUUGUGAGUGCAAUGAAUUUAGUGAAAACAUGCAAGGAAAACCUGCAGUUGAUGAGGGAUAAUGAGUUUGAAGAAUUGGUUGAGCAAGCAUCCUCGUUUUGUUACAAACAUGAUAUUAUAGUUCCUACCAUGGAUGAGGAAUAUGUAAUUCCAGGGAGAUCACGGCGUAAUGCUCCAAUGAAGACAAAUUAUCAUCGUUAUCAUGUGGAGAUCUUUAUUCAUGUAAUUGAUGGGCAACUUGCGGAAUUAAAUGAUCGCUUCAACGAGGUAAGUACUGAGUUACUUACUUGUUUGGCAUGCUUGAGUCCAAAAAAUAACUUUGUGGCUUUUGACAAACGAAAGCUAGUUCGUCUUGCUCAAUUUUAUCCUUAUGAUUUUUCGGAUAGAGACUUAUUGAUGCUUGAAGAUCAACUUGGUAUUUAUGUUCAUCAUAUGCGUUCGAGUAGUGAUUUUUCUCAAUUGGAAGGGAUUAAUAGUCUUGCGGAAAAAAUGGUGGAGAAAGGAAUGCAUGAAAUAUUUCCUUUUGUGUAUUUGCUUCUUACAUUGGCUUUGGUUUUACCGGUUGCAACUGCAUCAGUGGAGAGGGCAUUUUCCGCUAUGAAUAUUAUUAAAAAUCCACUUCGCAACAGAAUGGGAGAUCAAUGGUUGAAUGAUAGCUUGAUUGUUUACAUUGAGAGAGAUGUUUUUGCUUGUAUUGAUAACGAAAUUAUAAUGCAACGUUUUCAGAAUAUAAAAACUCGUCGUGGACAAUUGUAA